Molecule: messenger RNA, 4134 nt
Organism: Chinchilla lanigera (long-tailed chinchilla)
Lineage: Eukaryota; Metazoa; Chordata; Mammalia; Rodentia; Chinchillidae
Gene: Lhfpl4
Product: lipoma HMGIC fusion partner-like 4
Exons: 4
Coding region: 63-806 (247 amino acids)
Biological process (GO): sensory perception of sound; gamma-aminobutyric acid receptor clustering
Cellular component (GO): inhibitory synapse; postsynaptic membrane; plasma membrane
Molecular function (GO): GABA receptor binding
Source: RefSeq, a predicted model, not a curated record
AGGUGACAAAGCAGGCAAAGGAGCUCGCGCCGCGGCCGGCGGCCGGUCCCGCCCCCGGCACCAUGCUGCCCUCGCAGGAGGCCUCCAAGCUCUACCACGAGCACUACAUGCGGAACUCGCGGGCCAUCGGCGUGCUGUGGGCCAUCUUUACCAUCUGCUUCGCCAUCAUCAACGUGGUGGUCUUCAUCCAGCCCUACUGGGUGGGCGACAGCGUGAGCACCCCCAAGCCUGGCUACUUCGGCCUCUUCCACUACUGCGUGGGCAGCGGGCUGGCGGGCCGUGAGCUCACCUGCCGGGGCUCCUUCACCGACUUCAGCACCAUCCCGUCCGGAGCCUUCAAGGCGGCCGCCUUCUUCGUGCUGCUCUCCAUGGUGCUGAUCCUCGGCUGCAUCACCUGCUUUGCGCUCUUCUUCUUCUGCAACACCGCCACGGUCUACAAGAUCUGUGCUUGGAUGCAGCUCUUGGCAGCCCUUUGCCUGGUCCUGGGCUGCAUGAUUUUCCCUGAUGGCUGGGACGCCGAGACCAUCCGGGACAUGUGUGGGGCCAAGACCGGGAAGUACUCCCUGGGGGACUGUUCGGUGCGCUGGGCGUACAUCCUGGCCAUCAUCGGCAUCCUCAACGCCCUCAUCCUCUCCUUCCUCGCCUUUGUGCUGGGCAAUCGGCAAACAGACCUUCUCCAGGAGGACCUGAAGCAGGAGAACAAAGACUUCGUGGGCACUACAGUAAGCUCUGUGUUGCGGCCAGGAGGUGAUGUCUCCGGAUGGGGAGUCCUCCCCUGCCCUGUGGCUCACUCACAGGGACCCUGAAGGCCAAGACUCCAGCCCAGGAAUUGGCCUGACCUCAGCUUGUCCUGUCACCUGCCCUCUCGUCCAGGCUCUGAGGGAAGAUCUCAGACUGACUUAUCAGCUACAGCCAGCCUGGGAGUUCCAGGUUCUGAAGAAAAGACAAGGGCCAUUCUGCAGCCCGGCGGAGGGGAGGGCCCUGUGGACCCUGGGAGGGGCUAAUUAUGAGUCUCGUCUCAGUCUGGCCUAAGGGACCUAGAUCCCAUCCUUUGGCUGCUUCUCUCCUCUCCAGAGUGGCCUGCAGAUCCCCAGGGAAGGGAGGUACCGUGGUUCUGUCUCCCAGACCUCCCCAGUCUGGAAGGCUGCGACCUGGCUGUAUCCUUGCCUCCUACAGAAGUUGACUCACGACACUGCCCCAGGUGGGCCAGACUCUUUCCUACUUUUUUUUUCCUGAUGAUGGUUCCGCCACAUCUGCCACAGAGCUCCAGGUGCCGCCAGCCUUGCCGAGGCUUCCUCUGCUCCUGCCCCAGCCUCCUCCCAGGACCCCAAACGAGGGUGAGCUGUGCCAAGGGAGAGAGCAGGGGACCUCACUGUCACUCGCUGCCUGGAGCCCUGAGCAGCGCAGAGCUUGUGAACAGAUGCAGGUUCCGGGGGCAGGGAGGGGGUGCCGGCUGGGUGGCCUGGCCUCCUCUCUGCCGGCUGAGAUGUCUCACCAUGACUGGACCCUUGACCCUGGCCUGUUUUGUACAGCACAGACUUCUUGGCCCUGGUGUCAGGGUUAGGGUUGGGGUUGGGGAGGGGGCCAGAAGAAGGUGGGGAAUAUGCGAUUUGUCACCCCUUCUACCCUUCUCACGGUCCUUACACCCCAGGCAUCUGCCAAGGGCAGAGACUUUCUUGCCUCUUUGAUACUUUUCUGCAUAACUUGAACUUGCAGGUCACCUCUGAACAGGGUACCCCUGUCCCCACUCUUGGGCCUUGAGCAUCCCUGCCUCUUCCUCUCCCUGCCUACCUGUCACCUUGUAAUACGACCAAGGUGUGCAGCCUGUGGGCAGUGCUUGGAGCCGAGGCAUGAGUGAGUGUGUGUGCGUAUUUGUGUUUGUGAGUGUGUGUGUAUGUUGGAGAGAGGCAAAGCGGUCUUCUCCCCCACCCCACGGUGGGUCUUCUCCGUGCCCUUCAGCAGUGUGGGAGACUCUAGGCAGCUUCUGAACACUCCACAUUACCUUGUGGAUUUGGUGGCAGAGCCAUCUAGCCUCGGGAGCCCUCCAGCUUGUGGCUGUACAACCCCUCCAGCACCUGGUUGGGGGCAGCAGACCAGCUUCGUCUUGGGUGCCUGCUGACUGGUCCACUGUGGAGCAGGAGGGUUGCCUCCCAGGCUGCCUGGGGAAGCGUGCUGUUAAUUGUUGAUCGGGAUUGCCUCCGCCAGCAGGGAGGAAAGCAGCUCGAGAGCCGUAUAUGUGCCACCCUGUGUUCGUUUCCAUGGGACUUGGACCUGAGAAAGACCUGAGUCUGCACAACCCCGUCUGGAGCCUCCCUGGAUCCCACUCUUACUCUCCUGGCCCUUGCCCGUGCUGCCUGCGCGUGGUAGCGCUGGAGGUGCAGCAGACAGUGGGGGGCAGGAAUGAGUUCCUCGGAGUCCGACAGGAGCCCAGAGUUGGAGGGAGAGUGAUGGAGGGCAGGGGACGAGUGACUGGGAAAGAGGAAGAGAGGGGCGAAGGGCCAAGAGUGCAGAGGGAGGCAAAGCAGCAGGGAGGAGACAAAUGCAGAGAUAACUGAGAGGGAUCUGGAGAUGCAGGAGCAGAGCUGGAGAAAUGGGAAGGGAAGAGACUGAAAUCCAGGGGCUUGUGGCAGAAAGGAAUCUGGGGGAGGAGGGAGGAGUGGCAGGACAGGAAAGAACUGGUGAAGAGGCUAAUGGAGAGGUGAUUCGUGGAGGGCAAGACUGACAUGCAGGAAAAAGAACAGGAAGAAGAGGAUGGAGGUGGCACGAUGCUGCUGUGUGGGGAGCAGGGAGGGAACAGCUUGCUUUCUGAAGGACACUAGUGGCCCAAGACUCCUGUGCUCCAGGGGAGGUUCGAAUCAGCCCCCUGAAGGCCACAUGGCUGGAGGCCUGAGGCCUAAGUAGCCCCAGGAAGAUUGGAGUGUGGAAUCAUUCCAGAGGGGAGCCGAGUCCAGGCAGUGUUGGCGGUGGGUCAGUGCUGGGGGAGGAAGAAGAGCCAGUUUCCUUUUGGGGUGGUCUGACAAUGCUUCCAUGCCACCCUCUACCCAGCCAGCUGCUGCCUGGGUGGGGCAAGGGGCAGCCUAGGAGUAACCAAGGGUUAGAACAGGAUUGGGUGGGCUGAGGCCUGGGUGUGCCCCAGGGUAGCCCAGGGAAUGGAUGGAGGUUGGAGUGGGAAGCAAACCGUAGCCCUGCCCUGGAAGAUUCAGCAGAGGUGGGACAGAGCAGGUAAAGGUGCUUCUGCUGAGGACCCAGGUGAGCCCAUGGUUCCAGUGGCCCUCUGGGGCAAUGGCAGCAUCAUGUAAAGGACAGGCCUUUGGUUUGUCUUUAUGCACAGCCUGCAAAGUGGCUUUAGUCUUUGGGAAGGGACAAACACAUCUGACCCCAGGAAGGCCUCUUGGGUGCCAACCCAGAGCCUCCAGGCUUUAGGUCUCUGGAGGAGUCCUCUGCCCAUGGUGAGUAGGUGAGGGGGAUCUGACGCCACCUGCUUUUCUAUGCCCUUUCAGGAGAAGCAGGAGCCACACAUGGAGGCAGUUUAGCCUUUAGCCCAGGGUAUUAAUCAGUCCUUACUACCUGGGCUGUGGGAGGUGAACUUUCCUCUUUGGGGACCAGAACCUAUGGAGGAAACUUUCCUGAGGGGGUGAGGAUGUGGGUAGGAGCAAGAUCUUUUCAGGCCUGGAAUAGCCAAGAAGAUGAGAACUUUUAGGCAAGGCUAUGGGGAAAGAGUCUCUGGCCUUUUGAGAUUCUUGCUUGGGCCCAGGAGUCAGCCUUCGCCAGCUUCCAGUGUGAGCUGAGACAGGGGACUCUCUCUGGAGAAACUGGGAUCUUCCCAGCACCAGAAACAUGUGGGCCCCUGCCUGGCUCAGAGCUAGCUUUUGGGUGGGACUGGAGGCUCCUGGAACAGGGAGUAAGUCCUUUUCCAGAGAUCUGAUGGACAGACCUCCAAGGGCCUCCGCUAUGUCUUUAGGAUAGCUUGGUAUCGUCUAUACUCCACUAGUAAGUUCUGUCUGAAUGUGUCCUCACUGUUCACUGUCCAAUUUGGUAACACUUUAUUUUGGUCCUGACCCCUUCUGCUGCUGCUGGAUUUGAGCUUCAGUGCAGGUGGAAUGAUGUUCAAAUAAAGAAACACUUUAUAUCACC